Molecule: messenger RNA, 2924 nt
Organism: Prosopis cineraria
Lineage: Eukaryota; Viridiplantae; Streptophyta; Magnoliopsida; Fabales; Fabaceae
Product: nuclear pore complex protein NUP93A-like
Exons: 15
Coding region: 124-2712 (862 amino acids)
Biological process (GO): protein import into nucleus; poly(A)+ mRNA export from nucleus
Cellular component (GO): nuclear pore
Molecular function (GO): structural constituent of nuclear pore
Source: RefSeq, a predicted model, not a curated record
AUUCCAGAGUUUUAGAGCAUACUUUAACUUUAGGGCUUUAGAGCCAAAAAAAAAAUAAAAAAAAGGAAAUUUAAAACCCUCUCCCUCUCUCUGUGCCGGUGACAUUGGUCCUCGGCAGGAGUCAUGGCGAACGACCAAGACAUGAGUGGUUGGACUGAUCUGCUGCAUUCUUCCACGAAGCUUCUCGAACAAGCUGCUCCUUCUGCUCAGUUCCCUCCCCUCCAGAGGAACUUAGAUCAAUUGGAAGCAUUAUCCAAGAAGCUCAAAUCCAAGACCCUAAGGACUGAGGCGCCUUCUCAAUCUAUAGCUGCUACAAGGCUGCUUGCACGUGAGGGGAUAAAUGCAGAGCAGCUUGCACGGGAUCUGAAGUCAUUUGAGUUGAAGACAACUUUUGAGGAUGUUUUUCCUGCGGAGGCCACAAGUGUUGAAGAGUAUCUGCAGCAGGUUCGUGAAAUGGCUAUGGUGUCUGCCAUCCAGGAAGCUCAGAAGGAUAAUCUCAAAAGUUUUAAUGAUUAUAUGAUGAAAGUUUUAGAGGAGGAUUGGCAAAAAGAAAAACGUGAUUUCCUUCAGAGUUUAAGCCGAAUUUCAACAUUACCAAGGACAAACAGGAUUGAUACCAGCAAUGUGGGUACCCGUCCAGGUCAGUCAAUGGCUUCCCAUAGUCCACAAGCAUCGUCUGGCAUAACCAGCAUGGAGAUUGUUCCUCUUGCUAGCAAGCCUAUUGUGGAGAAAAAAGCAGCAGUCUAUGCUGAAGUAGUGAAAAAUCUGAAUAAGGCAAGGGAGUGUGGAUUACCAUUCAAACCUGCUGCAGCUUUCAAGGGUGCCUAUGAAAGUUUAAAUAUAGAUGCAAGUGGUGGAAAAUCAGUUAGCAUGCGGAAGAUAUGGCACCUUGUUCAGAUGUUGAUGGAUGAAGAUACAGCAUUGCAACAGCGUGUUUCAAGAAGGAUGUCACUGAUUAUUGGUGCGAGGCGCCACCUUGAAUGGGGCCAUGAGAAGUACAUCAUGGAUACCAUACAAAGUCAUCCCGCGCAAGCUGCUCUUGGUGGUGGUGUUGGUAAUUUGCAGAGAAUCCGGGCCUUCCUUCGGAUACGGUUAAGGGAUUAUGGAGUUCUGGAUUUUGAUGCUGGUGAUGCUCGGAGGCAGCCUCCUGUUGAUACCACAUGGCAGCAGAUAUAUUUUUGCUUGAGGUCUGGGUAUUAUGAUGAAGCAAGAAAUGUUGCCCUCUCUUCCCGUGCAUCACAUCAAUUUGCUCCACUGCUCACAGAGUGGAUCAAUACUGGAGGUAUGGUGCCAGAAGAGAUUGCAACUGCUGCAUCAGAUGAAUGUGAAAGAAUGUUGAGGACUGGUGAUCGCAUAGGUCGAGCUGCAUAUGAUAAGAAAAAGUUACUGCUAUAUGCCAUCAUAUCAGGAUCCCGUAGACAUAUUGAUCGCUUGCUUAGAGAUCAACCAACUCUCUUUAGUACCAUCGAGGAUUUCUUGUGGUUUAAAUUGUCAGCUGUGCGGGACUGCCCUAGUGGAUCAACAUCCAUUGUUCUAAGUGAUGGUUUGGUACCAUACAGUUUAGACGAUUUGCAGGCAUACCUGAAUAAAUUUGAGCCAUCAUACUAUACGAAAAAUGGAAAAGAUCCUCUGGUAUAUCCUUACAUUUUGCUUUUGAGCAUCCAAUUGCUUCCGGCAGUAUUAUACAUGUCUAAGGAAACAGGAGAUGAAGGAUUUAACAUUGAUGCUGCCCACGUAUCAAUUGUGCUGGCUGAUCAUGGGGUACUAUCAGAAGGUACAGUAGCUGGGCAAAAGUUGGGGGUGAUGGAUGCUUGUGCGGAAGUUUCUAGCAUAAUCAUGCAGUACGGAUCUAUGUAUUUACGUCUUGGUGAUCUCCAAAUGGCUUUAGAAUAUUAUGCUCAAGCUGCUGCUUCUGUGGGUGGUGGUCAGAUGUCAUGGACCGGUAGAGGUAGUAUUGAUCAGCAAAGGCAGAGAAGUUUGAUGCUGAAGCAACUCCUAACUGAACUUCUGUUAAGGGAUGGUGGCAUAUAUCUUUUGCUUGGUGCAAGAGGUGCAGGAGAAGAAGGUGAAUUGGGCCGUUUCGUGACUGAUACAAAAUCAAGGGAGCAAUUUUUAAUUGAGGCUGCUUGCCAAUGUGAGGAGGCUGGGAUGUUUGACAAAUCAAUAGAAAUUCAGAAGAGAGUGGGUGCCUUUUCAUCAGCGCUGGAUACCAUUAAUAAGUGCCUUUCUGAAGCUAUUUGUGCUCUUUUCCGUGGUAGAAUAGAUGGUGAGAGCAGGACUGCUGGCCUCAUUCAUUCUGGCAAUGAAAUUUUGGAUACUUACACUUACUAUCCACGUGUCAGCCCUCAAGAGAGAGAUUAUGUUUUUGCGCAGCAAACUGUGUUAAGACAACUUGAGGCAAUAUUGUCAAUUCACAAGUUGUCAAGAACAGGGAAUUAUGUGGAUGCACUAAGGGAGGUUGCUAAACUCCCAUUUCUCCCUCUAGAUCCUCGAGGUCCUGAUAUCGCUGUCGAUGUGUUUGAUAAUUUAUCUCCACAUGUACAAGCCUGUAUUCCGGAUCUUUUGAAAGUUGCUCUCACUUGUCUGGACAAUGUGACAGACACAGAUGGAUCACUUCGUGCCUUAAGGGCUAAGAUUGCCAGCUUCAUUGCAAAUAACUUGAAAAGGAACUGGCCUCGUGAUUUGUAUGAAAGAGUGGCCCAGAGCUUGUGAAAGCACUAUAACAACAUGGGAUUUUAGUUAGUUCGUUGACUUGUAGAAGGCAACAUAAUUUGUCUGAUGAAGGUUUGAUAGUGCAUGAAAUUGUAAAGUAAUAUGGGUGGCCUCUCUGCCUUUUUCCUUGUGUACACCUCAAAUAGUGGCCACCAUUCAAUUACAUACCAAGCUAUGCCUUCCCAUCCAAAUGGAAACUUUCUUUUUGCCCA